UGCUCGUUCAUUUCACAUUACAGCUUAAUGUGUCAAGUUCAUCGCACUUACAUUCCUUUCUACUUAAAAUGGCGUGAUUUUCAAUGCGAAACUCUUUUUGAUAUUUCUGUAAAUGGAGUGAGACAAGGGAACUCAUUCAUGAUAACAUGGCGCCCACAAUUUUACUGAUAUCUCUUGCGUGUUACCUCUGUAUGGCGGUGGUGGGUCAAGACAACGAGCUCAAGAAUAUCAAAAUGCUUUUUGUUCCGACGGAAGUUAUGAAAGCUCUGCAUAAGAACCUCACAGCAAAAGACUUGCCUCCGGGCUUACCCGGCCAGGGCACUCAGCGCUGGACCCCAGUCCAACUCCCCGGUGACAGGACUCAUACAUUCGAAAUUCGCAUCAAUCCCGGCACGGCGCGGAAGUUAAACAUAAACUUUCAGCGUUUUAGAAUUGGUCGAGGCCACGGUCUUCUUCUAGAGUUGAAAAAUGUAUCUCUUUCGACGAAAGGAAAGACCGUGUUGGACAGAUUAGUGGAGUUUUAUAAAAAUUGCGGAGGGGAUAGAGAUCAUCGGCCAGGGACGCAUAUUGUACAUCACUCAUUACCCAUGAUACACCGCCACAAUCCACAUUCGCUCAUAUUGCCCGGUGACAUUCCUUUGUUGAAGCGGAUUCAAAACGCGCUCGAACGUUUUUUUCCAAAGCGCCACGACGGGUCGGUAGACGUUUUCCAGCACAAGGACUCGAGUGGAGCCGUCCAUUUUCUUCCGUUUGAGGAAAUUCGAAGGGAAGUUAACAAUCUUAUAAAGAGGACACUGGUCAAGAGAGACUGCGUUAAGAUCAGCACAAAUGCUUUGACUCGUGCUCUAAGUCAGUUCAGAAGGAAAUAUGAUAACGAUACAACAACAAGACCAAGAUUAGAUGAAGAGAAUGAUGAAGGUAAUAAAACUGACAGUGAAGACAAGCGUGCACAUAAUGACGGUAAAGGUGAAGAGACAGACAAAGUCAAUCAGGAGGGCGGUAAAGGUGAGAAGACAGACGGGAUCAAUCAUAAUGACGGUGAAGGGGAAGAGACAGACGAAGUUCUUUCUUUUUCUCGUGAUCUUGAUUCUCUCAACCCGCAUCCAGUCAACAAAGUCGAUCUUACUUCAUCUUCCGCUAUAAACGUACCAAGCGACGCAGCAGCGACGAAAAUAGUUUCUGCAUUAACAGAUUUACGAAAAGAACUUAAAGAUUUGUCAAGUGGCCUCAUAAGCAAAGUGAGUCAGUCCUUCCCAAACAAUUUUAAAGAAAGCGACAACAAGAGCACUUCAAAUAUUGGAAUAAGUACAGAUAGGAAAACAGGUGGUUCUUAUGGGAAUAUGGGUAAUAAAAUAAAAAGUGAUACUAAUGAAACUACAGACGAGAAAAAUAAAUCCAACCAUGCAAAGUUUGAGACAAGUAAAGUAAAGAACAGACGUAAAAAGAUGAAUAGUGAAGAUGGAGGAAAACAAAACAAAACAAUAAACAGAGUCGAGAACAAAAAUGAAGACAAUGACUAUGCUACUAACGACUUGAACAUUAACAGCAAAAGCAUUGAUAACGGCAGGAGCAAAGAUGAGAAAGAAAUUGCGGUGGUCUUGAGGCUGAAAAAUGAUCUACAAAAGGCUAUGCUUAAUUCCCCCAAGACUAUUUCGAAAAUUGACGGUGAUCCUAGUUCUGUUAUAAAGGGGAACAAUGAACGACCUGUUAAUCAAACUGCUAAUUUUUUACAGCGACUCAAGACUGCAGAGGAAUAUAGAGUGACUGCAAACGUAUCUGCUCAUGCUAAAAUUUCUGAUGAAAAAAAAAAGGUGAAGAAACAAACGAGAACUAAGAGUACAAAGAAUAACGCUAAGAACAAAGGAAAACACAAAGGUCGUCAUAGGGAUAAGAAAACUAAGAAACAAGCUUCAUUUUCGUUUCACUAUAAACCAAAAUCAUCGAGAUUAAAGCUACAUGCUAAGGGUGGAGAUUAUCUGACGGCGCAGGAAGGCAGUGACCAUAAGAACAAGGGAAAGGGACGACUUGUGCAUUUCAUUCACAUGCGAAGACCAAAGAUCAAAGAGGUUAUGUUUCCAGAUGAGGACGAAUCUGAUGCGUACAGACAAAGGAAUUUUAACGACUCUCCCGUAGAAGCAGUAAACGAUGAAGACAGCAUAAAAGGUCGACUGCUAAGAAAGUUACGUUGGCUUCGAAUCCACGGACAUGCACCUGAAGUGCGCAGUCGGAAGAGUCCGAAACUUCGUGUGGUUGUAUACAACGAUGAAGACGAAGAUAGAGAGCCACAUCGGGAACGUUGGCACGAUAGCAACACCGAUGAAUAUGCGGGAAAACUUCACGAAGAUGAGAACGAGACCGACUUAGGACCCGAGUCAGUAUCCGAAUCAGAACACGUGUCUGACACAUCUCAUAGCUCAGCGUCAUUGUUCACGGAUGAGGAUAAUAACGAACAAUUCAGUCAAGGAGAAGCGGGUGUUUCUAAGUCGGACAGUGAGUCUAACAUGCAGUAUCUAUCAGAUAGCAUAGGAGAUGACACCACCCAUAUAGGACAGAGCGACAGCGGGUCCGAUGUGCCUGACUUAGAACCUUAUUUGAAAAAACAUUAUGAUGAUGAAGAAGAUGAAGAAAAUGAGGAAAUAAAAAUGUAUAAUGAACAAGAUGAAAUCGAUACACGAAAGUUGGGAGAUUCGAUGGAAAAACGUAUUAGUAAGACUCCAAAGGACGAUGACAAGAUUUUCGACGAAAAGACGAACAAUUUUGAAGAAAAUAACGAUGAAGAUUCAGGUAAAAUACAUAUCCACAAAAUCCCAUUUAAGAUCCAAGAAGACUCAGACGGAGUGGACACCAAUCUCUUACAAGAGCCUCAACACGAUGCACUUGGACUUCAGCGAGUCGUGGGGCCCGGACCCGAUUUCUCAUCCAUGGCGUCACAGCCGAUCCCUUUUGCGUCCAAUCCGUCUACGACCACUCUAAAUCAGAAUGCCAUGGAUAUGUCUCCAAACAUGGUCGUACCACCCCAACAGUCAAUGAUGAUACCUGCGGCGGGAGAACUGCCCGGAGCGAAUGGGGCAACUACACCUGUGGAGAGGCCCAGCCCCGCGGCAUUCACAGGGCUGAGUUUUCAACCCAGGGUAACAACACAAAUUAACAGUAUGAUGCCGCAAACACCGUUUCCGCAAGUCAGCAGUAUGAUGCCCUUGAAAUCAGCCGCGUCUGAAGAACCUCAAGUGGCUCCAAUAGUUCCCAUCAUGCAACCGGGGCAAAUAAGAGCAGUUAUAUCACGCAGUAAAACUCGGAAUUGAUUAAAGCAACACUCAAAACAUGAUAGCAAGAUCUCGGGUGUUGGUAAAAAACACGGCAAAUUUAGGAGAAAAGAUGCAGUUGACUUGGAAACUAGCCAUAUGGAAGCCUUAAGGCAGAAAUAGUAUAGUUCAAGGACUAGAAUGUAAGCUCUAAGUUACCUUUGAAAAACUAAAGGUAAGCAAAGGGGUGUUGUUCUUAUGACUGUGAUUGUUUACAAGUUUCAUUAUGGCAGCAGUAUUUAUAGCACAUUCUAACUAUUUUAGGUUUGAUUUCUUGUCGUCACAUUUCCUUGAAUUAUGUUUGUAGGAUUAGCAUAUCGUACUGUUUUUUUGAUUUAGUUUUAGUUUGAUAUUACUAUCCAAACCUGUCAUAAUGCAGAUCUGUCAGUAGGCAGCUUUGGGAACUCUGGAUAACAUGUAGCCAUGAGCUUUUUAUAGUUGUGCAGAUUUCGCUGUACUAAAAUCUAACUUGAAACACAUACACAUUUGAAUAGCUAUUUUCAAUGUAUGUCUCUUGCAAUUAAAUUCUAAACUCCGGAUAACGUAUUAGCAUGGUCCGGAUUGGCUUGCUCAAUCCGGUUAUCAACUCAUAAGCUUAGUUUAACCUUAUACAGAGAUGAAUUGUUCCUGGUAUCGCUUAGCAUUUUUCUUUUUGUGUUAACGUUUUUUUUUAACGUUGUACUUGCCUUGCGGUAACGGUGUUAUGUGAUCACUUGCCGUGAUGGCGGGUAGAUGUUCCUUAAGAUGCGUCUCUAAAAUCCGUCAAGUUCAUGGACUGUCGUAAAUUUUCAGAUGUGAGAAAACAUAGAAAGUUCUCAAUACUAUUUGUGAUCAAUUAACUAUAACGUGUUACCUACUUCUACAAGAAAAUUUUAAAGCUUGAAGUGAACUGAAAUUAGUUAGUAUGAUCAAUGUAAGCCAUGAAACGAAUAUCUUUACUGCUUGAAUAAACAAUG
Molecule: messenger RNA, 4258 nt
Organism: Stylophora pistillata
Lineage: Eukaryota; Metazoa; Cnidaria; Anthozoa; Scleractinia; Pocilloporidae
Source: RefSeq, a predicted model, not a curated record